This is a messenger RNA of Daphnia carinata, 2025 nucleotides long. Its product is annotated as protein gooseberry-like. The coding region runs from base 248 to 1819 and encodes 523 amino acids. The record is from RefSeq and is a predicted model, not a curated record. Gene Ontology annotation, molecular function: RNA polymerase II cis-regulatory region sequence-specific DNA binding; DNA-binding transcription factor activity, RNA polymerase II-specific. NCBI's taxonomy places the organism in Eukaryota, Metazoa, Arthropoda, Branchiopoda, Diplostraca, Daphniidae. Gene Ontology annotation, biological process: regulation of transcription by RNA polymerase II; anatomical structure development. The transcript is spliced from 6 exons.
UUAAGCAGCAAGAAGACCAACUCAGGUCCAACAGUUUAGUAAAAAAAGAAAAAGAAAAACAACAAAUUCAUUUGGAUAUAGUUUUUGAACUGUUUGACCCUAUCGACAUUUUCAAACAUUCCGACCCGGAGUAGUUGAACCCCACAACGGAUUAUUAUUAUAUAUUUUUUUUUAAACAACAAAUAAAAUCAACAACUGCAGUGUUUUACGUCUGAGUGUGUGCAGCAGUUUUCAGAGUGUGUAGCCGAUGACAUCGAAUAGCCUUGCCAUGACGAACCCACUCGGAAUUCGUCCUCUACUUGGCGGCUAUCCUUUCCAAGGCCAGGGACGUGUUAACCAACUGGGCGGUGUCUUUAUCAACGGCCGGCCGUUGCCCAACCACAUCCGCUUGAAGAUCGUCGAACUGGCGGCGGCCGGAGUCCGUCCGUGCGUCAUCUCGCGACAAUUGCGCGUCUCCCACGGCUGCGUCUCCAAGAUCCUCAACCGCUACCAAGAGACGGGCAGCAUCCGCGCCGGAGUCUUGGGUGGAACGAGACCCAAAAGCAGUUCGUCAGGAUCUUCUGGAAGCACCACACCGGCCGGCGGAAGCAAUGAAGUUGAACGCAAAAUGGACGACUACCGACGGGACAAUCCCAACAUCUUUUCAUGGGAAAUUCGCGAUCGUCUCAUCAAAGAUGGAAUAUGCGAUAAAACAUCCGCACCGUCCGUCUCGUCCAUCAGCCGACUGUUGCGCGGGCCUCGCGGCGAAGGCCACGGCAGCGAUGAUUGCGGCAGUAGCCUAGAUGGAAUCAGCGUCGAUCCUCACCGUCCACAACACGAUCACACCAUCAACGGUAUAUUAGCAGGCCGGUCGAGCGAAGAUGAAGAUUCAUCGGAUAUCGAAUCGGAGCCUGGCAUUGCGCUUAAGCGGAAACAGCGCCGAUCGCGGACCACCUUUAGUGCCGACCAGCUGGAAGAGCUGGAACGAGCAUUCGAGCGAUCGCAAUAUCCGGAUGUCUACACAAGAGAAGAACUGGCUCAGAAGACUCGUUUAACGGAAGCCAGAGUUCAGGUGUGGUUCAGCAACAGGCGGGCUAGGUGGCGUAAACAUAUGGGAACGUCGCAACAUCAACAUCCCAAUUCAGGAGGAGGAGUCGGACAGUCAUCGGGAUCGAGUAUAGGCUCCCUAAGUCUGCCUUACCAGAGCCAACCGGCUGCUGCUUCCAGCCAAUAUAAUGCAGCUACAUCCGAAUCGGGUGGAACCAUGUCAGAUCGCUGUUGGCCGGAUCGCACGAGUGGCAGUAACUUCCUGUUUCCGCAAUCGACCAAUGCCGGAGGUGUGGCCAGUUCGGCUUUCAAUCCAGCUGAAUCUUUCGGACAAUUAUUCGCUACCGCAGUUACGCCAAGCGGCGGACUGAGCAAUUACACUCCGACUUCUGCUUCCGUAUCGUCGGUUGGUGUUGAGUAUCCAUCGCAUCCGCAUCACCAUUUGCCAUCUACACUCAGCGAAACGGGCUGGAAUGCGGUGAAAUCGGGUGGAGCCGGAAGCGGCUCGAAUGCCAUCGGAAACGAAAUGCCAUGCUGGCCUUCGGCCUCUUCUUCGUUUAACGGAUUCGACAACUACAAUGGCAUUGCUACCGGCGAAAUGUUUAUGGGCCAUCACCACCAUCAUCAGGGCUACGGUGAUGUUGGCAAAGCUGCGUCGGCCUCCUUCUCGUACGGCCACCAUCAUCACAAUCCGGCCGUUGUGGGUUCCGCUGCCGCAGCCGCCGUGGCAUAUCGAAACUAUAAUUUAGCGAAAGGAACCAGCGGUGCGGCAGCCUCAUUCGGAUUUUACUAAAAAUAAAAAUUUAAGUUUGAUAUUUCGAAAAUGAAAGAGCGGGAUUUUGAACAAAUCUCAGGAAUGACGCUCAUAACCAUUCAAACGUAACUACUUGAUCUACAUAUUUACGAAUGCCUUAAAUAUGAUAUCACCUUAUCAAACAACUUACUAGUUCAUCGGGUUUUUUUAAUGUUCCAGUGCUAAAACAUAACAAUGCCUUUUAC